UAUACAUAACUUAUACUAUAGAUUCAGCAUAUACGAGUGUUUCCCAAAACUGUUAUCAAUUUAUUUGAUUACGCAUGCAUCAUGUUGAUUAUGUAUAACUGAUAGUUUUAUUAUAUUAAGAGUUUUAUAAUUCAUAACUAUUCAAAGUCCGUGGCAAAUCACAAAUAUUGUACGUAAUUUUUCGCAUUAUAAUAAAAGAUGCCAGAUAUUACCGAAGUUUCUAGCAACAAAGUUUUCAGCGGAUGGCAGAAAGUCUAUUCGCACGAAAGCUAUGAAUUGGGAUGUAAAAUGAAUUUUGGAAUCUUCCUUCCACCGCAAGUGGAAGAAGGACCUGUACCCGUCAUUUAUUGGUUAUCUGGCUUGACAUGUACAGAAGCUAAUUUUGUUCAGAAAGCAGGUGCACAAAAAUAUGCUUCUGAACAAGGAGUAAUCUUAGUUGCACCUGAUACUAGCCCUCGCAAUCUUAAUAUACCUGGAGAAGAUGAUGAUUGGGAUUUUGGAACUGGUGCUGGUUUUUACGUUGAUGCAGUAAAGAUGCCGUGGAAAAAACAUUACAGAAUGUAUAGCUAUGUUACUAAGGAACUACCAGCUUUGAUUAAUGAAAAAUUUCCUGUUUUACCAGACAAACAAUCCAUAAUGGGUCAUAGUAUGGGUGGACAUGGAGCUUUAAUAUGUGCUUUAAAAAAUCCUGGUUUAUACAAAACAGUAUCUGCUUUUGCACCUAUAAGUAAUCCAAUUUCAUGUCCAUGGGGGAAAAAGGCAUUCUCUGGUUAUUUGGGUGGAACAGAAACUAAUGCUGCAUGGAGAGAAUGGGAUGCUACAGAAUUAGUUAAAAAGUACAAUGGACCUCCUUUGGAUAUUUUGGUUGACCAGGGAAAAGAAGAUAAGUUCUUGAAAAAUGGACAAUUACUACCAGAAAAUUUACUAUCAGCUGCAAAAGAUGCUGGAUUAUCUCUAGUUCUUAGAUUUCAAGAAAGCUAUGAUCAUAGUUACUUUUUUAUAUCUACAUUCAUAGAAGAUCAUAUUAAACAUCAUGUAAAAUAUCUUAAAUCUUAAUUUAAUAUAUGUACUUAUUUUUUUUUUUUUUUUUAAUAUGUUUGUCAUCGAAAAGUAAAUCUUAAAUAAAAAUAAACGUUACAA
Molecule: messenger RNA, 1140 nt
Organism: Bombus terrestris (buff-tailed bumblebee)
Lineage: Eukaryota; Metazoa; Arthropoda; Insecta; Hymenoptera; Apidae
Product: S-formylglutathione hydrolase
Exons: 5
Coding region: 199-1056 (285 amino acids)
Biological process (GO): formaldehyde catabolic process
Cellular component (GO): cytosol
Molecular function (GO): S-formylglutathione hydrolase activity
Source: RefSeq, a predicted model, not a curated record